AUGCGCCCAACCACCACCACGCGCCCAAGCACCACCACCACCCCAGGGUUCUGUGAUAACGGAGGCACUUGGGUCAACGGCCACUGCGUGUGCUCCCCGGGAUACACGGGCGACACCUGCAGAUACGGCGAGAGCAGCAUCGAGACCAAAGCCGAGACCAACGUGUCCGUGAGCGUGGAGCUGCGGGUCACCAACCAGGAGUUCUCCGAGGACCUCCAGAACAAAAGCUCUGAAACCUACAAGAGCUUUGUCCACAGCUUCACCCAGCAGAUGGACAUCGUCUACCGCAACAUUGAAGGCUACCAGGGUAUCGAGAUCCUGAGUCUGUCGAAGGGCAGCAUCGUGGUGGAUCACGCCAUCAUUGUCGCUCUGCUGGUGACCGCCGAUACCGUGGAGAAGAUCAGUAAUGUCACCCAGAAUGUGAAGGAGGAGAUCGUCCAAGCAGCGUCCCAGCAGCAAAACUGCACUGAGAACAGCACCUUCUGCUUCAACGCCUCCGAAGUGACGGUCACCCAAACCUCGUUUGAGUUCAACGCAACAGCUGCCGUGAGACCAAUCUCUACUGGUACCAGGACAAUCGGUGCAAGAGCCGGGUCAGCAAAAUAACCGUGGGCCUGUCUGUGGCUGUGGCGGCCUUGUGCUUGGUCAUCCUCGUCCUCGCCAUCCUCCUCUUCAGGGCCAAGAGGCCAAAGUCAUCUGAGAGUUCCAGCGACCUGAGGGAUGACAAGGAGCUCUGGUAUGAGGAAAUGA
Oxyura jamaicensis (ruddy duck) is the source of this 750-nucleotide messenger RNA. Its product is annotated as mucin-3B-like. NCBI's taxonomy places the organism in Eukaryota, Metazoa, Chordata, Aves, Anseriformes, Anatidae. Bases 1 to 606 code for a protein of 201 amino acids. The transcript has 8 exons. The record is from RefSeq and is a predicted model, not a curated record.